AUGGCUGCACUGCGGAGGCUCCUGUGGCCGCCGCCUCGGCUCCCGCCUCCGCCCUCCCCUCACCAUCCCUUCCCAGGGGCGUGGGGGCGGCCGGCGGGGAUAGCCCCGGGCCCGCCUGGCCGGCCCUUCUCCUGCCGGGAGGAGGAAGAGGGGGCUGUGGCGGAGGCGGCUUGGAGGCGGCGGAGGCGCUGGGGGGAGCUGAGCAUCGCGGCGGCAGCCGGCGGGGGUCUGGUCGGCCUCGUGUGCUACCAGCUGUACGGGGACCCUAGGGCCGACUCCGCCUGGACACCCGCCCUCGAGCGCCCCUCGGAGAGCUCGGCCUCAGAGCCGGAGGACCCGCCCCGCGGCCGGGGGCUGAUUCCCAUCCCCGUGGCGGCUGCCAAGGAAACGGUUGCUAUCAGCAGAACAGACAUUGAAGACUUAGACCUCUAUGCUACAUCUCGGGAAAGAAGAUUUCGUUUGUUUGCUUCUAUAGAAUGUGAAGGGCAGUUAUUCAUGACUCCAUAUGACUUUAUUUUGGCUGUUACAACAGAUGAGCCCAAAUUUGCUAAGACGUGGAAGUCACUUACCAAACAGGAAUUAAAUCAAAUGCUCUCAGAAACACCACCAGUUUGGAAAGGAUCCUCAAAGCUUUUUCGCAAUCUUAAAGAAAGAGGUGUGAUUUCUUACACAGAAUAUCUUUUUCUCUUGUGUAUUUUAACAAAGCCACAUGCAGGAUUUAGAAUAGCUUUCAACAUGUUUGACACCGAUGGUAAUGAGAUGGUGGACAAAAAGGAAUUUUUGGUGCUUCAAGAGAUAUUCAGGAAAAAAAAUGAAAAGAGAGAAACUAAAGGAGAUGAAGAAAAGCGUGCAAUGCUGCGUCUUCAACUUUAUGGAUACCAUUCUCCUACUAAUAGUGUACUUAAGACAGAUGCUGAGGAACUGGUCUCCAGAAGCUAUUGGGAUACACUGAGACGUAAUACAAGCCAAGCACUCUUUUCAGACCUCGCAGAGCGUGCUGAUGACAUUACAAGUUUGGUAACAGAUACUACACUUCUUGUGCACUUUUUUGGAAAGAAAGGAAAAGCCGAGCUCAACUUUGAAGAUUUUUAUAGAUUCAUGGAUAACCUACAAACAGAAGUUCUAGAAAUAGAAUUCCUUUCCUACUCUAAUGGGAUGAACACUAUCAGUGAAGAAGAUUUUGCUCAUAUUCUUUUACGAUAUACAAAUGUGGAAAAUACAUCAGUAUUUCUGGAAAAUGUGCGUUACAGUAUACCUGAAGAAAAGGGCAUCACAUUUGAUGAAUUCAGGUCAUUUUUCCAGUUUCUGAACAACUUAGAAGACUUUGCAAUAGCCCUGAAUAUGUAUAACUUUGCAAGUCGCUCUAUAGGGCAAGAUGAAUUUAAGCGUGCCGUCUAUGUAGCUACUGGCCUCAAACUUUCACCACAUUUAGUGAACACAGUCUUCAAGAUUUUUGACGUUGACAAAGAUGAUCAAUUAAGUUAUAAAGAAUUUAUUGGAAUUAUGAAAGACAGACUCCAUAGAGGAUUCCGGGGUUAUAAAACAGUUCAGAAGUAUCCCACUUUCAAAUCCUGUCUAAAGAAGGAACUUCACAGCAGAUAA
This is a messenger RNA of Puma concolor (puma), 1602 nucleotides long. It is a transcript of the gene MICU3, whose product is annotated as mitochondrial calcium uptake 3. NCBI's taxonomy places the organism in Eukaryota, Metazoa, Chordata, Mammalia, Carnivora, Felidae. Gene Ontology annotation, cellular component: uniplex complex. Gene Ontology annotation, biological process: mitochondrial calcium ion homeostasis; calcium import into the mitochondrion. The record is from RefSeq and is a predicted model, not a curated record. Gene Ontology annotation, molecular function: calcium ion binding.